Messenger RNA from Oncorhynchus tshawytscha (Chinook salmon), 4024 nucleotides. RefSeq names its product serine/threonine-protein phosphatase 6 regulatory subunit 3. Gene Ontology annotation, cellular component: cytosol; nucleus. NCBI's taxonomy places the organism in Eukaryota, Metazoa, Chordata, Actinopteri, Salmoniformes, Salmonidae. Bases 569 to 3343 code for a protein of 924 amino acids. The transcript has 25 exons. Gene Ontology annotation, molecular function: protein phosphatase binding; protein phosphatase regulator activity. The record is from RefSeq and is a predicted model, not a curated record.
UUAAAACAAAAAUGUGCUUUUUGGUCUUAAUUUAAGGUCAGUCGUGUGGUUAAGGCUAUGCUUAAGGUUCGAUUUAAAAUCAGAUUUUAAGAAGACAAAUUGUAGAAGCAGGCGUGGUUUAGCCGUGAUGAAGUAUCUGCGGCUGUGGUAACAAGUGACGAUCAGAAGACCUGGUAACCUGCUUAUCUGCCUGGUUAUGGUGGUGGGGGAAGGGUCGUUGGAGUUGAUGGUGCCGCCAUCUUGAAAAGUGCCAUCUGACAGUCUAGCUACAUUUUCUCGCCUGUCAGAAUCCGUUGAAAACACUUUUUUUUUUCUUCUUAGGAUUCGUGGCUUUUUUGUUGUUGUUGACACUUUAGGCUAAUGGCCCAAUAAGCUACAUGCCGGGGACUCACCAUUUACCGUUGUUUGUUGGUGUGCGUUGAUCUGUUGAGGUGGUCGUUCUGCUGCAUGUGUCAAAAAGCCUGUCUUGUCACUGCUGCCUGUGGAGCCUGUAAUGGGCCAGAGCUCCCAAAGAGCACUAUCAUUAUUUUAUUUUUAACUUCUGGACUCUAUCCCAGUCAGAAGCAUCAUGUUUUGGAAGUUUGAUUUACACACGACGUCCCACAUCGACACCCUCCUGGAGAAGGAAGAUGUGACUCUGACAGAGGUGAUGGAUGAGGAGGAUGUCCUGCAGGAGUGCAAGGCCCAGAACCACAAGCUGGUGGACUUCCUGGUACGGCCUCAGUACAUGGAGGACCUGGUAACUUACAUCACGCAGGAGCCAAGUGAUGAUGUGGAGGAGACGAUCAAGUACAAGUACCCUAACAUAUCGUGUGAACUCCUUACCUCGGACGUUGGCCAGAUCAAUGACAGACUGGGAGAAGAUGAACGUUUACUAAUGAAACUUUAUGGCUUCUUGCAAAAUGAAUCUCCACUCAACCCUUUACUGGCCAGUUUCUUCAGCAAGGUCCUGAGCAUCCUCAUCGGUAGGAAACCGGAACAGAUUGUGGAGUUUCUGCGGAAGAGGGAAGACUUUGUGGACUUAAUGAUUAAACACAUAGGGACCUCCGCCAUCAUGGACCUGCUGCUCAGAAUGCUGACCUGCGUUGAACCACAGCAGCUCAGACAAGAUGUCUUAAAUUGGCUGAACGAGGAGAAGGUGAUCCAGAGGCUUGUUGAUAUGGUCCAGCCUUCUCAGGAUGAGGAUAGGCACUCCAACGCAUCCCAGUCUCUGUGUGAAAUCAUCCGCCUCAGCAGAGAUCAGAUGUUCCAAGUGCAGGGCUGCUCAGAGCCUGACCCAUUACUGGCCACACUAGAAAAACAAGAGACUGUGGAGCAGUUGCUGUCCAACAUAUUUGACAAAGAGAAAAAUGACUCUGCAAUAGUCAGUGUAAUUCAGAUUCUCCUGACACUCUUUGAGACACGAAGACCAGCGUUCGAAGGCCAUUUGGAAAUCUGUCCUCCUGGUAUGAGCCACCCGUCCUUUUCAGUCAAUCAGAGCAUUCUGGAGGCUGUCAGACCUAGGCUCAAAGACUUCCAUCAACUGCUGCUGGAACCCCCAAAGAAGAAUAUCAUGAAAACUACAUGGGGAGUGCUAGACCCCCCAGUGGGCAACACCCGGCUAAAUGUGGUCCGUCUAGUGGCCAGCCUCCUGCAGACCAACACUCAUAUCAUCAACAUGGAGCUGAUUAACCUCAACACUCUAGGUGUCAUACUUGACAUGUACUUCAAAUAUAUAUGGAAUAACUUCCUGCAUUUACAAGUUGAAAUAUGCACUGCAAUGAUCCUAGCGAUGCCCCCAGCCCAAAGUGAAAACCUCAAAAUCAACAGUGAUCAGGACCCUGUCAGAGAAAGCCACCUCAUCAAUCAUCUGUUUCAGAAGUGCCAGUUUAUACAGAGAAUUCUUGAUGCAUGGAGCUCCAAUGAGAAAGCGCAGGCUGAGGGUGGACGUAGACAGGGCUACAUGGGCCACUUGACCAGAAUAGCCAACUCCAUAGUGCACAACAGCGACAAGGGCCCCAAUGGUACACAGAUACAGCAGCUCAUCUCAGAGCUCACAGAAGAAGACAGAGAGAGAUGGGAGACCUUCAUUUCUGGUCAGCUAGCUGACACAAACAAGAGAAACACUGUAGACCUAGUGAACACACACCAUAUUCACUCAUCCAGUGAUGACGAGGUAGACUUCAAGGACAGCGGAUUCCACCAGGAUUCCUCUUUACAACAAGCCUUUUCUGAUUAUCAGAUGCAACAAAUGACGUCCAAUUUUAUUGAGCAGUUUGGCUUCAAUGACGAAGAGUUUGCCGAUCAGGAUGAUGUUGUGGAUAUUCCCUUUGAUAGAAUAUCAGACAUCAAUUUUUCCUUGAAUACAAAUGAAAGUGCGAAUAUAGCUCUGUUUGAGGCCUGCUGUAAGGAGAAGAUCCAGCAGUUUGAAGAUGCAGGCUCUGAUGAGGAGGACAUCUGGGACGAGAAAGAUGUUACUUUCGCACCAGACGCUCAGAGACGUCCUCGGAGCUCUGGCAGCACAGAUAGUGAGGAGAGCACAGACUCUGAGGAGGAGGAUGUUAAACGUGAUCCCUUUGACCCCAACAAUGCCAGCUCUGAUGACAGAAUGGAGGUGGACACUGGGCCUCUGUGGACAGCUAACUUUGACGACAUACCCAUGGACACCGGGAGUUCUACGGCGAUGGGAGAAUCUGCCCCAGCCUCUGCUGCCCCAGCCUCCCCCUCCUCCCCUGCGGUUAUACCAGAGUCUGCUGGCUGGAGCUCCCCCAAUGCCUCCCCUGGCAAAGCCAUGGGCUGGGCAGACUUCUCUAGCAACUUCUCACCAGUUAGACCCAAAGAUCCUUUGAGGAGCAAUUCCCCAGUAGCAAUGGAGACCUGUAUAGAGACAGGAGACCCCUUGGGUGUCAAUGCACCAAUGCAGCAUGAAGAUUCUGACCAGUGGCCAGGGGAUGAGGCAGCCCAGCCAGCCAGCUCCCCUGGAGGGAAAGCCGGAAGCUUGGAUGCAGAGGAGUCCGUCACCACUGAGACGGUCACCAAUGGAUCCAUGAAGGAAACAGUUAGCCUUACUGUAGAUGCCAAAACUGAAACUGCCAUUUUCAAGAGUGAGGAUGUGAAGUUGUCUACCUCAGAGGACGCAUCUGCAAAGUACGUGGUGAGGGAGAGUGCAACACCAGAGAAGAGGGUCCCUGCAUCUGUCCAGCCUGUCAGCAACCGUUCCAAACCAGGUGCACACCAUUCAGAUGAGAAAUCAAAAGUCCCCAGUGAUGCUGUUAAUGGUCCCCUAGAAGGAACAGCAAUGCACGAAGCCAAAACAGAGCAGAGCGUGGCCUCACCGGCGGCAGCUGUGAACGGCCCAGGGUGAUGUGUGGUUCCUGCCACGCACAGCUCUCUCCCUGGGCCACCAGUAGAGGGCAGUGCAAGUCCAGAGUCAGAGCUACUGCUGCACUAACUUCACCAGAUCAGGACCAGCAAUAUUAAUAUUAGGCUUACAGACAGUUGUACAGGAAGUUGGAACUGAAUGAAGAGAUACUCUAAUGGAUACAGUUAUUAUUUUUUUGCAUUCGUUUAUAUACUAUUGUUAUGAGGUGAUCCGUCUGAUAUUUUGCCACUCCAAGUUAAAUAGUAAUGUUGCUAUAGUUAAAAUGAUUGUAUGAAUAAAAUAUUUUAUAAAAAGAAAAUGUAUACAGAAACAGACGAUAACUCAAAUAUACCAAUUGGAAAACUUGGUGUGAUUUUGAUAGGGUUUUCCUUCUGCACAAAAUCUGAUAAUUUUAUUUUCAGCUACCAUGCAAUGUUAAUCGGCAACCCAUGCUGGUAUGUUUAUCAGUACGCUUGUUGGUAGGAAUCAAAAUAAUUUUAAAUAUUCAAAGGUUUAUUUUGCCACAGCUAUUAUUUGUAAAUGUUUCUUGUAUACUUUCAACAUGAGCAAGAUUUGAAAACCUUUGGUAUAGUUUUUAACUUAAUUUAUUAAGGUAGAUAAUGUUCUGUUAGUGCCAUACACAUGUUUUCUCCCCCUUGACAACAUUAAACUGUACAAACCCAA